Cavenderia fasciculata is the source of this 3744-nucleotide messenger RNA. Its product is annotated as G-protein-coupled receptor family 3 protein. Gene Ontology annotation, cellular component: membrane; G protein-coupled receptor heterodimeric complex. The record is from RefSeq and is a predicted model, not a curated record. The transcript has 9 exons. Bases 1 to 3744 code for a protein of 1247 amino acids. Gene Ontology annotation, biological process: gamma-aminobutyric acid signaling pathway; G protein-coupled receptor signaling pathway. NCBI's taxonomy places the organism in Eukaryota, Evosea, Eumycetozoa, Acytosteliales, Cavenderiaceae. Gene Ontology annotation, molecular function: G protein-coupled GABA receptor activity.
AUGAACUUCCAUUUAUCAUUUAGUAGGAGUAUAGAAGAAGAAGAAGAAAAAGAUGGUAAUAAUAAUAAUAAUAAUGGACAUUAUAGAUCAAUAUUCUUUUAUUUUGUAAAUGGUGAAGAAUAUUAUAUAUCACCUAGUGGAAUUGAUGAGAAUGGAUGUAGUUCAAUCGAGAACCCAUGCAAAUCCAUACAAUACGCAACGAAUAUAGCAGCACCAUUCUCUACCAUUAUAUUGGCACCUGGAACCUACUUUGAAUCCAAUUAUUCGCAGAUUUCAAACAGUCAUUUGGCUUUGGUGGGGUCUGGUGGAUGUGAUGUGACUACUGUCGUAGGACAAGGUACAGGACUAUUAUAUGUGGUGCAAAGCACACUGACCAUCACCGGUAUUACCUUUGCACGAACCAAUCGACCCACUCCAUUUAUAUACACCUUCUUUUCAGAACGUGACCUAAAUAUUCUAAAUUAUCGAACCAAUUUGAAUCUGGUCCAAAGAUCUGCCCCCAUCUAUUUAAAUCAAUCCAUCGUUCAUUUUAUUGAUUGUGCAAUCACACAAUUCAAACUAUUCAGUGAAAGUGCUGCCAUAUUUUCAACUUAUUCUUUCAUUUCAAUGACAAAUACAACAUUUCAAAUCAAUCAAUCGAAUUUAAUAUUUCUUUAUAAUACUACAUUCACAGGUGGAUUAUCUCAAUUCAUUAGUAAUAGAGGUAAUCUAUUAAUUACAUCGAUUCAAUCAAAUCUUCACAUGGUAGAUUCAAUAAUUGCAUACAAUAGAUAUUCUUCAGGUAUCAUUUCUGAUUCUUGGGUAAAUUUAACAAAUGUAUUGGUCAUUAAAAACUUUGGUGUCAAUUCAUUUCUAUUUGGACCAAGGGGAUCGAAUUUCAACAUAAGGAACAGUAGAUUUAUUGAGAAUCGUUCAAAUGAAUCUUAUACUCUAUUAUCCUUAAACACAAGACAAGCAACAAGUAUAUCAUUAUCAAUUAUCGAUGGUAAUUCAAAUUUGGUUGGUGCAAGUAUUGGUACUAGAUCAAGUGGAUUAAAUAUAACUUUUUGCGAAUUUAGAAAUCAAUUUAAUAUAAUGAUUAGUUUAAUGGGGAGUUCAAUAUCAUUGGUCCAAUAUUGUUCAUUUAGAAAUUUCUCUGGAAAUGUAUUUUCAUCUGAUUCCUCAACCGUUUUGAUAUUGUUUUUUUCUUCUUUUAAAUCAUUUAGUGGAAAGAUAUUAGACUUUUAUAGUAAAGGAUCAGCCUAUGUUAUAUCAACAACAGUUUGUGGAGCACGAUCACAAGUACCAAUAUUCCAACUUGAAAAUAGUGCCUAUAUGCUCGCCUAUCAGAUCGUGGUCUACAACAAUUCAGCAUACAAUGUGAUUGAUAUGGCUCAGUCAAAGUUGGAUAUGUACGCAUCAAACAUUUCCUCUACGAAUGGAUCAUCUAUAGUGAUUGGUGUAGAUGGUUAUGUAAUUAGAAUGCAAGAUUGUUUUUUAUCUGAAAAUGAUAUUCAAUUGGGAGGAGGAAUAUUCUUUUUAGAUCAAACUGGUAAUAUAACGGUACUUGUAACAAGGUUUACAAGGAAUAGAUCAACGUAUGGGACGAUUAUAGUAUUUGGUGAUCCAAAGUCGAGUGACGAGAUUAAAGAAAAGAUAUACUUUUCACACCAACCAACACCGUUAUUGGCAAAGACCCUGUUUUCAAAUUCAACGUUUAUAGGAAACACAGCGUUGGGUGCUGGUGCAUUGGUGUUUUACAUCAAAAAUGUGUUUAUCAACUUUACAUGUCUCGAUUGCUACAUGCUAGGAAAUCGAGCAAAACAAGGUAAUCUUAUCAAUUCCAACUACUACUCGUAUACAGUAUCGAUGGCAUCAAAUGUUACAACACCCAUCAUUUUACAAAUCGUUAUCCGAGCCAAAGACUAUUUCGGACAACGGUUCCAAGGAUCAUCAGAGAUAUCGUAUACUGCAGUGUCGGCCAAUCCCGAUUUCAGGGUGAGUGGUAUCACAACAGUGCUUAUGAAUGUACAAGGUGUCACUGUCAUGUACAACAUUCAGUUGUCUGGUGUACCCGGUUCCAACUAUACACUCUUUUUUGCUUCUUCGCCGAGACCGAUCGGAGGCAAUGUCAAUCAAACCAUUACCUUUAGAAAGUGUGAGAAUCCAUACGAACCACACAACGUCACUGGCAUAUUCUACUGUCUCAAGGAGAAAACAGUUAGUGAUCUCAACAAAAUUAUAGUAACUUUCUUGGUUGUCGUUAUCGGACUGCUCACACUCUUUUGUUUUGGUAUUGUCAUUGUCUAUUGGAGUCAUCCAAUCAUUCGAUUCUCAAAUCAAAUAUUUCUCUGUGUCAUAUUAUUUGGUUGUUGUGUUUUACUUGCUAGUCUUAUUACAUCUUUUAUCGUUUCUCCUAUUUCAUGCCGACUACGAAGUAUAUUAUUACCAAUGGGAUUGGAAAUACCAGUUGCAGCAUUGGUUGUCAAACAAUAUAGAUUAUGGAAGAUAAGAAAGGUACUCAGCUUUCAAUUGAAAUCUGCAAUGGGAAACAGAUACUUUAUAACCUACACGGCAGCCUAUUUGGUCAUCCCGACCAUUGUUGUGGUUGUAGCAUGCACAUUUAAACCUCUUACUCCAGCAAUCUCAUUUGAUACAAGGGACUUGACCUAUUCGCAUAUUUGUCUUGGUGACAAAGCCUACCUCUACGUCAUUGUCUUUUUAAUCUAUGCAUUGAUAUUCCUAUUCAUCACUUGUGUAUUGGUAUUCAAAACUAGACCAUAUCGUUCAUCACCUGGAUCUUUUAGUGAACCUACUUAUUUAGGUAUUUUAACAUACAAUUAUUUAAUUAUUCUACUUUUAUUGUUACCUUUAAGGUUCUCAUUCCCAACCAAACCAAAUGCACAAUUUUUGAUUGUUGCAGUGGCAUCUUUGAUUUUUGUGUUGGUGACACUUGGACUAUUGUUUGUGCCAAAACUCAUUGUACUGUUUAAACGAAGAGCAGUGGUACAUUCACUCACCAAGUUUAUCGAAGCACAAAGUGAAGAGUUGGAACGAAACAAAGACAUAUUGCAAUUCUACGAACUGUAUGGCAACGAAGAGGGAAUAUUAAACUUUGCAAACCCCAACAUCUUCUCACCGGACAGUACCAGUGGUUCUACAAUUAGCUACAGAUCACACAAGAGUUUUAGCAGUGAGACUAUCAACAAGGUAAUGGGUAAUGUUCACGAUCCCUCUCCUCAAAACAUUCGAAUCACAUCAAAGGUUGUCAAAAAUCGUGGAAUGUAUUCCUUUACAACAACCUCUUCAAAUAACCAUUCAUCCUCCGUUUCCAAUCUAUCGACAAUGUCUGAUUUCCUAGAUGAUGAUCAUAUUGUUUUUGAAACUGAUGAUGAAACUCAAGCAAGUAGUAGUAGUAGCAGUGAUAGUAAUAGUCAUUCAUCAUCAACCAUUUCAACACCUCCGACUUUAUCAUCAUCCUCUUCAAUUAAUUUAAUUAAUCCAAAUUCAAUGAUUCCAAACCCAACAACAACUACAACCAAUAAUAAUCAAACCACUAAAAAAACAAAGAAAUCAAAACAACUAAAAAGAUUAAAAAAGAAAUUAACUCUUAAUAAUAAUAAUAAUAAUAACGAUCCAAAUAAUCAUAAUAAUAAUAAUAAUAACAGUAAUAGUAAUAGUAAUAAUGGUAAAUCAAAAUCGGAAAACAAUACUCCUUCAGAUUCUUCCCCAUUUUUCUCAAAUUACCAUAAAAAGAAGAAAUAA